GUGCAGUGUUCGGACGAAAGAUUCCGGGACAAGUUUUGUUCAAACGGUCUGAACGAAGUACGUCGUCGUUCACCGGAGUUCUCCUGUAAAUCCAUUCUUCCGACUGCUUUUAUUUGUUGACGACUGCUCCAAUCAAUUCUUCUCCAAUUUAAUCCAAACUACUUCUCGCGCCUAUUCGCUAAUUUGCGCUGCCAGUUUCCAUUUUCAGAGGAAGGUUUUCAAGAUGAUUCUCUAUGAUUGACUAAUCAUUCACUGAGGUUACGCCUUUAUCAAUUGGGUCUAAUAUUCGUCGGAAAGCAAUGGCAAUUUCUGCCAGUUUUCCUCAUAGGCCCCCAUCCUUCAUUGCUCUGCUUUUGGUGGCAACAAUUGUACACAUAAUCGGCGUCAAGUCGGUGAAUGCAGUUUGUGAGCUCAGUUACAGGGACCACAACAAGCUUUAUAAUUAUAGCUUAGCGUCCCCACUUCGUAAAUUCCCCCAUGGCGUCCUCAGCGAAGAUGGGUAUUGAUUUUAUUCCUUCCAGUAGAUGAUUUCCGUAUUUCGUAGAUAUUUGCUCUUCCAGUAAAUGGUUUUUAUAUUGUGAUUUAUUGGUUUGUCAUUUGCAUUGAGAUUGUAUGACUUGAAAGCAGUUUGGUUUUCAUCUUUGUUGCUGUAAUUUUGUUUGUUCUUCCUGGUUCAUUUGAACCAUAAUUGUAUUUGGAUGAAGUCUCUAGAUGAUUUAUAAUGCUUAUAUGAUCAGUUACAGCCAGGAGAACUUGAAUCAACUAUUUAAGGAUACAGUGUUGAAUUUUUUUCUCAUACUAUAGGCGAUUGAGAUUAAUGAGUGGACUGGUAGCUGUGAAAAUGGAAAGUUUGCAUUCUGCUACUGAUUAAUGAGUUUUGACUUUCGGAUGGCAAAGUGUAGCCAAUAGAAUACGAAAUUAUUAACUUAACCUGAUUUUUGAGUAAUUAUACUUUCUGAAACUUAGAAUAUAGUAGUUUCAAGUGAAGAAACUUCGAAUUUGAUCUGUUUGGUUCUGAUGGAAAUCCUCAUUUGGCAUCUUUGGUGGUAGGUUCUACAAGGUAGCAGUUAAUGAGACCGUUGUCUGGUUUCAGCUUUGUGACUCAAUGCUAUUUAACCAUGAUCCUCCUGCCUGCAUUGACUGUGGGGAUUGUGGUGGUUCAUCUCGGUGCGGGAUGGGUUGUAGUGCAUUGGCAUCAAAUAUGAUUGGAGGUUACCCUGUUUGCAAUUCUAUUGGACACCUAGCAAGCACAACUGUCUAUCCAAUGGAUACUAAACAGCCACACAUGGGGGUCAUUGUUAAGAUGUCAAACAUUCAGCCAAGACUCAACUGCUCUCUAUCUGUGACGGUUGUCUGUGAUUAUAAUAAUCUUCAAGGUCCACAUACACUCGAGAAAUCUGGAACUUGUGAUUAUGCUACACAACUAAGGCAUCCAGCUGGCUGCGCAAAGGUGAUAUCCACACAGGGAAGUGGAUGGGGAUGGUUCGGUACUUUAUUAUUUAUACUGUUGUGCUUCUUUGCUGCUUACAUGCUGGCUGGCAUUAUUUAUCGACAUUUUUUCUUAAAUAUCCAUGGAAUUGAUAUGAUUCCAAACUUGGAAUUUUGGGCAAGCCUACCGCAUAAAGUUCAGAGUUUGAUAAUGUCCUUGGUACGGAGAUUUAGGGGACCUUCUGCAGGUUAUCGUAGCUCCUAUUCUCCAGUUAAUUUUUGAAGGAGGAAGGAAAUUUCUGGAGUUCCUCUGCAAGUUAUCAUCAGAUGUCAUCAUUAGCUCUUUCAUGAAUUUUAAUUUUCCGGCCAGAACAAAAUCUGGGUUUCUUUGAGGUGCAGUUAACAGGUGGAGAGAAUUUUGACAUCAUACAGAUAACAGUGUUUCAAGAUCCAUCCAUUAUUGCUACUCGGAAGAGGCUAUGAUUAGUUUGCGAGUUGAUAUUCUUUUGAGGAUCAUGUAGACGGUUUCCACUAAAUUAAGGUUGGUUCUUGAACAGUGGAUAAGGCAAUUGCUGAUAAGAUGGUACUUCUUAUUGAUCAUGAUUAUCAGUCAGUACUUUGCAUGUUUACUUCAGGGUUAAGUCCUUAGUAGGUUGUUUAUGUGUAAUUUGAUAGUGAACUAAUAUUUAAUCUUAUGGAAGGCCAUGGGAUCUUGUUAGAUGAUGACAGUGAUGAUGGCUGGGAAAUGUAUGUACACUUAUAUUCUUUGGAUUACCAGUGGCCGUGUACGGUACAAUUCAUUUAGUUAAGAGUAUGUGUCCCUUUUAUCAUUACCCAUUAGGAUACAGAAUCUAGAAUUGAGGCCAUAAAACAAUUAGUAGUUAGUAAAACAGCUCCAUCAAUGAUUGGAUCAAAGCAAGAAAAUGGUUUCCUUUGGUCAGUUUUGAAUAAUUUGUCCCUGC
Messenger RNA from Oldenlandia corymbosa var. corymbosa, 2390 nucleotides. Lineage: Eukaryota; Viridiplantae; Streptophyta; Magnoliopsida; Gentianales; Rubiaceae. The record is from the annotation of a GenBank genome assembly.